This is a messenger RNA of Micropterus dolomieu (smallmouth bass), 5292 nucleotides long. It is a transcript of the gene kmt5b, whose product is annotated as lysine methyltransferase 5B. NCBI's taxonomy places the organism in Eukaryota, Metazoa, Chordata, Actinopteri, Centrarchiformes, Centrarchidae. Gene Ontology annotation, cellular component: nucleus. The coding region runs from base 311 to 2935 and encodes 874 amino acids. The record is from RefSeq and is a predicted model, not a curated record. The transcript has 10 exons. Gene Ontology annotation, molecular function: protein binding; histone H4K20 methyltransferase activity.
CUUUCGGCUUACUGCUAUUUAAUAACUGACAGCUAUAAUGAUCGAUAACUGCCUUCAUCGAGCCGCUGUUCCCUUGCUUGCUCUUAUGGCUACCGUAGAUUAUAUCCACAAGGGCAUCGGCAGGAAAACUUAACUUUUAAUUCGCUUACAAAUGAUAUAUUUAGCCUGUUAAGCUACAAUCCAAGCUAACGCGUUAGCUGCUGUGGUCCACUGGUUUGCAGGUUUCAAACUCUAGACCCCAGUCUUCCCCACUCAAGAGUGUUUCUUCAUCUCGGAGACUAAAUGCAACUGGACCAGGGGGCUUGUGGGCAUGAAGUGGCUGGGCGAAUCCAAGAACAUGGUAUUAAAUGGCAGGCGACACGGAAACAAGUUGACCAGCGAGCAACCUGUGAGCCAGACUCGCUCUCAGCAUUCACAGCGGGCGUCCCUGCGCCACAGCAGAAACAGAAACCGAAGAUGUAGCCGCAGGUUUAAUGCGGCCAGUCUGGAGGCAGAGAGGCGCUAUGUGCCCUCCUCAGGAAUGACUGCCAAGGAGUUGUGUGAGAAUGAUGAUCUGACCACGAGCCUCAUCCUGGAUCCAUACCUGGGCUUUCAAACACACAAAAUGAACACCAGAUUUCGACCAAUUAAGGGAAGACAAGAGGAGCUGAAAGAGAUCAUCGAGCGCUUCAAGAAACACGACAACUUGGAGAAAGCUUUCAGAGCUCUGACGACCGGAGACUGGUCCCGAAAUCUUUUUCUCCACAAGACAAAAGCUCAAGAAAAGCUAUUCAAGCAACAUGUAUUUGUGUAUCUGCGGAUGUUUGCCACAGACAGCGGGUUUGAGAUUCUCCCUUGUAAUCGCUAUUCAUCAGAGCAGAAUGGAGCUAAAAUUGUGGCAACAAAGGAAUGGAAAAGAAAUGACAAGAUCGAGUACCUGGUGGGAUGCAUUGCUGAGCUGUCAGAGAGUGAGGAGAACAUGCUCCUCCGGCACGGGGAGAACGACUUCAGUGUCAUGUAUUCAACCCGCAAGAACUGUGCGCAGCUCUGGCUGGGGCCAGCUGCGUUCAUCAAUCACGAUUGUCGGCCAAACUGCAAGUUUGUGUCGACAGGACGGGACACAGCCUGUGUGAAGGUUUUGAGGGACAUUGAACCAGGAGAGGAAAUCUCUUGCUACUACGGAGACGGGUUUUUUGGGGAAAACAAUGAAUUUUGUGAAUGCUAUACAUGUGAACGACGGGGCACCGGCGCUUUCAAAUCUAAAGCUGGACUACCCGUGGAAGUACCGGUGAUCAACAGCAAGUACGGGUUGCGGGAGACAGACAAGCGUCUCAACAGGCUGAAGAAGUUGGGGGAAGGAAACAGGAGUUCAGAUAGUCACUCUGUAGGCUCCCACACCGAUGUAGACUCUCAGGAAAUGCCAAAAACACAUCAGUCUGCCAGAAAAAGAACAUCAUCAUCAUCUUCAUCAUCUGGCCUGAAGUAUAAAAACAGGACUCAAUCCAGACAGACUUUGUCAAGAGCCCUUACUACCUCAUGUUCAAAACAAGGUCGUGUAAACAAUAACAGGGUACCAAAGAGACUAAAAUCCCAAUCCAAGCCUUCACUAAGUAAAGUCCAGUUGCGGAGUCGCAGGAGGGGUGCAGAGCCCAAGGCGUUGGCCAAAGGAGAGACUUGCCAGCUGGGUCUCAGGGACUCAAAGGUGUCACUGUGUAAAAGUGUCACCGUCAAGAAGGAGAAGGAUGGACAGGAGCUGGUGCCGCAGACACUAGGCCAGCGGGGUUGCCUCACCCGUCACGCUGCGAAGGAAAAUGGCAAUCUACCGCAUGUGCAAAACAGCGAGGGCAGCCAGUGUUCGAUGUACAGAACUCGCAGGUCCACAAGGACCCUUGUAAAAGCCCAGGAAACAGCAGCAGGCGUUAAGCUGGAGCCCAGUGCUAUGGACGGCUUGAGCCCAGUCCCUGGUGGAGUGGUCAUCAAAACGGAGCCAGCUGACAUGGAGGAGUACCUCCGCCACGGAGUAGGACUGGAGCAGCCGGCAUUAGACGCUGGCUACGCCAGAAGAGGCUCGUGCAGCCGGCGGAAACGGCUGGCGCCGCUCAGGGCCGAGCGGACAAUUAAAUGUGAGGACUCGUACGGCGAGCCGUUCAUGCCGGUGGCUGCUGGCCACGCCGCAAACUUCUCGGACUGUGGAAACGUGCUGUUGAACUUCGCAGACCGACACAGGGACUACAAUGGGGUUGCCAAUGGCGGCAAAUCCCUCCGCAGGGACAAGGGUAAGAGUGGCUGCCGGUCGCAGGACAAGGGGAAGAAAAAGCGUCGGAUCACGCGAUACGACGCUCAGCUGAUCCUGGAGAACAACACGGGCAUCCCCAAACUGACGCUCCGCCGGCGGAGGGACAGCAGCAGUAGCAAGACCAAUGACGCCAACGAUCCGAUUGGCUCCUCCAACCUUUCUGCCUCUACGGUCAACUCGGCCUCUUCCAGCAAAAUCAGCAUCAAGUUCAGCAAGGACCACGACAAGGACAAAGGCAGCUCAUACAUUGCCAAACUGAAUAACGGCUAUGCUCCCGGGGUCCACAGCAACUCCACCAAGCUGAAGAUCCAGCUGAAGAGGGAGGACGAUGCACGGAGAGUAUCCCAGACAAAGGCGGACCAGAUGUCCUAUAACGGGGACAUGGGUCAGAGUCUGGAGGCCAGAAAUGGUGGACAUCGGACCCAAAAGGUCCUGGCGGACCCUUCGUCUGAAGAGGACGAUGAGGAGGAAGGGGAGGAGGAGGAGGAUGAAGACGACGACGACGACGAUGAUGAUGACUACUUCGACAAUGAGUUCGAAGACGAUUUCAUUCCACUUCCUCCAGCAAAGCGCCUCCGACUCAUUGUGGGUAAAGACUCCAUAGACAUCGAUAUCUCCUCCAGGAGGAGAGAGGAUCAGUCUCUGAGGCUCAAUGCAUAAGCUGUGUGGAGUUCAUCACUUCCACCUUCCCCUGUAAAUAGAGAUGACUCGCUAAUCAACUCCUGUGUUGAUGUAAAAGAAGUACAGUAAUUUAAAAACAAAACAAAAUUGCUGAGGGGAGAGAAAAAAAAAAAAAAAAGUCUGAAAGAACUUUACUAGAAGGGUUCUGUUGACCUAAAACAAAUCUCUCUUAUUCACUUAAGUUGUGUUCAUUUAGUUUCUGGUGUUAUUGUAGUUCUCAAAUUACCUUUUUUAUGAAGUGAAAGUUGACUCACCGAGUCCACUUCUCUGGCAUUUAAUCUGCAAACUAUGCUAAACGAAAAACUGCUGGAAUAUGCCACGUUUGUCCUCCACAUCGUUCCUGAAUAAGCUGGCCCGGACCUCUUAAGUGAAAAACGAGAAUUUGUUUUACGUUCAACUAUUCUUUUAAAGGUGAAUGCACUUGUUAUAUUCAUAACGGACAUGGAUAUUGUAGAAAGUGUACAGUAAUGGUGACUAUCCCCUCUGUCUCACGGGCAGGUUUUUAUGAAACUUUUGAUUUUGUUUUUGUUUUUUUGUCUCGUAGUUUGUAAUUUGUGUGUGGCGAACCACGGUCGAACGUACAGUGUGGCGUGGUCGGCCCAGAGGCAUUAUAAGAUCAAUCAGUCAGUUCAUUUUGGAUUCAGGUGCCAUGUUCUCAUUAUCCCAGUAGUUUUCCUGCUAAAGAACCCCAUUUAUUACCCCUCAUUAUUUACUGUGUAAGUUAAUCAUGUGCGUGUAUGUGUGUGUUCAAUCAUAGGACGUUAUUUUUUUAUUUUAAGCAAAUCCGUGCUCGCGUGUUGAACAUCGUAGAGAGAGUUUUUGAAAUAGAAUUUACAGUUUUAUGUAUAUUAUGGAUUUAACUUGCACCAAAGCCAGAACUUGAAACAGAAAUGGGAAAUCGUACUGAAAUGUUAGCAGCAACAAUACGCAUGUGGAAAAGUGUUUCAGUUUUCCCGCGGUUGUCUCACAUUCAUGACACGAACGAUCUGUUAUAACGGGAGUUGCACAAAUUUGUCUUAUUUAGAGCGCUGUAAAUAAAAUUAAGUUAAUUAAGCUGCAGAAUCCACAAGACACAAAAGCACACAAGGUUUAGUAAUUAGAUUAACAGGAAUGUAAACGGACCAGCGUCUUGUCUUUGUUUUCGGAGCUGCUGUAUAAUGGUGACAUGGCACACAACUGAGUAGGCAAAUCAAACCAAAUCCAUUAUAUUAAAGCUACAUGUAUGCUUUUAAAAUAAAAAGUAAUGUACAGAAAGACUGGUUUAUGCCCCCCACCCCCACCCCAACCCCAUCCCCAAGCUGCAUUACGACAUUACAAGUCCAGUCUCUUUUUUUAUUUACCUAAUUAUGAGUUUUGGAGGCACGUUAACAAAUGUCCAUCAACACUAGAGUUAUUGGAGGAAAAUCGCAUUGUGUGAAAUAUUCUGACUAGCUUAGAAUCAUGUAUUCUCUCUAUGGUGCUACUUUUAUUUCCUUACCUUCCAUCGGUUUGAAUAUUCUGUCCUGUGUAACUCUCUUAUUGGUAGACGGUGGCAGCAUUAACUUCCAACAGGCCCCAAAAAACUCUGUAGAAAUACACACUUUUUUUAUAAGUUUUGUCUGUAGCCUAUUUUAAGUUUUGUUUUCUUUACAGGUGCUCAUAUACGUUCAGUUUCUUUUUAGGUUGCAAAAAAAAAAAAACAAACAGCAUUAGGUGCCUUAACAAAUAGCUUUUUAACACAUUUAGACCAAAUUUGUCACGUGAUUACCGGAAAUCAGUGAGUAGUGAAAAUGCUAAUCCAUCUGCCCCCCCCACCCCCGACACAAAGUCCACCCUCAGUCCUUCUGUAUAUUAUUUUAUUUUUGUUGUGUGGAAGUAAAUGAACUGUCCAAUAGAUCAAGGGAUCAUCUGAGAUUGAAUGUUAACCCACUUUUCCUGUGUUAAUAUGUACUGUUCAUAUCACCAGCAGCUAAUCACCGUUCUGAACCUGGCUCAGUCUGUCCUUUCUGCCCCUCCCUCCUUCGUCGGACGUCUCCCAUCCAACACUGUAAACUGUUCCAGGUGUACCGUAUGUGUGGUCUUUGUCCAAUAGACAGCUGUCAAGAUUUCCAAUUGAUUCAAAAAGUAAGAGGAGAGGAGAGGAGGAAAAAAAAACAACAAAAAAAAAGGCAAAACAAAUGUGAAUAGUUUGCGGACAUUUUAGCGUGUUGCCGUGGGUUAGUGGGAAAAACGUGUAAAGAGAAUUAAAAAUGGGCAGUGCAUAUAUUGUCCAAUAUGUAAAUCAUGUGAACACAUCUUGUACUUAUUUAACAGUUUUGAAUACUUGAAAACUAUAUAAAGUUUCUUUGUGAUUCUUG